AUGGAUCCACUAAGAGACUCAGACAAUUUGAACGAGGAGCAGCCACGUCAGGAACCAGAGCCAUCCUCAUCAACGGGCUCUAAAGGAACCAGACCAAAGCGUGGGAGACCCCGUGGUGCAAAUCGCACCCCACUGUCUUUGGAGGAAAAGCGCGCCAGGAACGCGCAAUAUGAGCGUGAAAGGCGAGAGGAGUUGGCGAAAGCCCAGUGCGAACUGGCAGAGGCCGCAGGAUGCGACACUAAUAUAUCGCCGGCCAACUUAAUGAUUCACGUAAUCAUGCGAUUGAAAUCUAGAAGAAGAGAAAGUAUAAGAGACCUUAAACGCGUAAAUAGAAAAUUAAAGAAAAAAAUAAAAAAGCUGGAGUCGGCCCGCGACCAGGAACAACAAGUCGCGCCAUCACCACCGCAGCCAGUAGCCGAGCAGGAGCCCGACAUUCAGCCUCGACCACCAUUGCCAUCCUGGUAUGCCAUGGCAUUACCAUCGUUCGAGGCUGAAAAGUGUCCAGAUGUUUUGUUAGCAGAGCAGGAACCCGACGAGACUGCGUCUCCAUCGACAUUGCCAGACCAGACAGACGCAGAUUUGUCAGACCUUUUGUCUCAAGAAGAUUUUGAGAAAAUUUUUGAAGCUCUGGAUAAUGGAUGGAUGGACUCCUGGCAGAAGACUCCUGACUCAAAUAAAUAA
This is a messenger RNA of Spodoptera littoralis (African cotton leafworm), 681 nucleotides long. The record is from the annotation of a GenBank genome assembly. NCBI's taxonomy places the organism in Eukaryota, Metazoa, Arthropoda, Insecta, Lepidoptera, Noctuidae.